Molecule: messenger RNA, 2504 nt
Organism: Phalaenopsis equestris
Lineage: Eukaryota; Viridiplantae; Streptophyta; Magnoliopsida; Asparagales; Orchidaceae
Exons: 3
Biological process (GO): rescue of stalled cytosolic ribosome; protein ubiquitination
Molecular function (GO): ubiquitin protein ligase activity; ribosome binding
Source: RefSeq, a predicted model, not a curated record
CGACAGGAGCAUUUCCGACAAGUGCAUUUUUUAUGUGAACAUGAAGCAUGUCUCGCAAAGAAAUUUGUUGUCUUUCAAUCUGAAGUUGAGAUGAAGAGGCAUAAUACUAUCGAACAUAGUGGCUUGUCUCGCUCCAAAAGGAAUGCUGCUCUUCAGAUACCUGUUAGCUUCAGAUACCGAGGUAGUGCUGAAGAACAUCAACAACGAGGAAGGCGGCGUGGUUUUCAUCUGGACCCAAGUCAGUUAACCAUCCAAGGUAGUUCAGAGAUGGCAGCUGCGGAUGGGAGUUUGCACGAGUCAUCUUCUGUUAGUGGUAGAAUACAUAGUGACAUUGGAGAAACUAAUCAAUCUGAUAUGAUCACAAGUACCAUGGAAUCGCUAGCUGUCAGUUCACACCCUGAAGAACUAUCUUCAAUGUCGGAUGCAAACAACACCCAGAGUUUUGGAAGUGCUCCUGCUGUAGAAGAAAUUUCUUUUCCUCCCCUCUCUAAUUUUGUGCCGCCUGAGCCAACUUCCAGGUAUGCUCAGGCUCUUAAUCAAGGGAUCUCUGCCCGACUUGUUGAAGCAUCAUUUCCUCCUCUUCCAGGAGCGAAAGACAGCAUUAAACCAAUGAUAGCACCUGUGGCAGAGGGAUUAGCUGCAAAUACUAUUGCAGCUCGUCUUAAGCUACAUAGCAAAGUUGUGCACUCUGCUCGACCGAAAGCUUCACAAGAUCAUGAACAUGGUUACCCCAUUUCAGGAAGUUCUUUGGAGAUGAGGCCACAGACACGAAGUCAAAGUCCUGUAACAUCAAAUUCAAAUUUUAUAACUGGGAUUACAGCAAACCAGGUAUUUCCACCAGUAAGUUCUGCUAGUCCCCAGGUUCCAAUAUUAAGAGGAAAUGGAUUUGCAACCUCUAUUCCUAUCAGCUCUGUAUGGAAUUCACAUAGCUUGAAUAGAGCAAGGCUUUCUGCAUCAGCUCCUAACCCAAGCAUCAGUUGUCCUCCAAAUAAUCCUCCAUCCAGUAUCAUUUCUUCUGUCAAUUUAAACGGGGAAUUGUCCUCUAGCAAUGAAUCCUUGCAACAUGUGCAGAAUGUUCAGAUAGCAAACAAGUCUUUGGUAGAAAGUAUUCGUUCAGGCCUGGGAAUGGAUGAGGAAAAAUAUGCUGCAUUUAAAAUCAUUUCUACUGAAUAUCGCCAGGACCGUAUAGAUUCUUGGGAAUAUCUCUCUUAUGUUGAGCAGUUUGGCCUUUCACAUCUUGUUCUUGAUUUGGCUCGGCUCUGUCCUGAUUCUAAGAAGCAACAGGAACUGAUUGACGCUUACAAUGCAAAUGUAUGCCAUAUUGGUGUGCUAGAAAACAACAGCGGUAGGACGGCUGGAACACAUAAGGUUGAGAAGAGGCGAAAGGGAAAGGGCAAAGCUGUUGAAACCGCUCCUAAAGAUUCAUUGGCUGAUAACAAUUUAGACAAUGGUAGAGAGCUGCAGACAAGUGAUCAUUCUUUCAAGGAAAUGGAGGUCUUGUCGAAAGAUGGCUAUUACACUGCAAAAGUCCAACUUUCCUCAACCAGAGAGCAUAACACCACAGGCUCUAUGAUUGUAGAUGAUUCAAGCAGCCAAAGAAAAACUAUUACCGAUAACUCAGGUGGUGAAUUUGGCAGGAGAAAUCGCAAGUUAAAGUUUCAUAUAUUACCUUUAGACGAGGGUAAUGCCGAUGGGAACCCUAGAAGAAUCAGUGGGGAACACAGCACAGAUGACUCUAAUAGGGUACCUGUCCUAGGGGUUUGGCAUAAUGGUGGCGGACAUAGGCUUGUUUCUCAGAGCUAUGCCUCCAAAUGAGAUACCCUUUUAGCAUUAUGGGCUGUGUAGUAAUUUUGGUAUGUGAGUCUGCUCAAGUCACAAUUUGCCCAAGUUGUGCGUGCAGAAGGGUGCAGAAAACUUGAGUGAAUUAGUUGUGGAGUUUUUUGAGACUUUGGAUCUGUUAUUGUAGUCCAGAAAUCGCAAGUGGUAAUAUAUGGUUUGUCCAUUUUUCAACCUUUCACAUUUUUAGCUUUCCAAUUUUUUGGUUAAAGAUUACUACAAAGUACAAGGCAUGCACAAUGUGGAUCACCGUUCUCUUUAAAGGAUCUUUUGUUCAUUUUUUUCGCUUAAAAUAUGCGCGCAUGUUAGAAUUUUUUGCUGUCAGCGAGCUUGGUGGAAAAUCAUCUUUCCAGCAAGGUUCUCUUUUUAUGGGAAUGUUGAGCAGAAGUUCUGAAUAUCACUUUGAGCCUACGUUUCCCCAAAAGAAUAAAGUUCUCAAAUAUUGGAAAAAAUCAUGCGGCCAUGUUAGUAAACUUUCCCAUCCUAGCCAUCAAUGCCAGGCUUUCCUAUAUUAUUGUUGCUAGCCUUUGAUCUAAAGUUUAGUAACACUGGUUGAGGCAAUAUCGUUCUCGGCUCCUGCCAAGCUGUAGUCUGUGUUCGAAGAGAGAACUUUAUUAUAAGCACCAUUUUGGGAGCCUAUUGGUGGAAUUGAGUCAUGGUGAUUUAUG